Molecule: messenger RNA, 4830 nt
Organism: Chaetura pelagica (chimney swift)
Lineage: Eukaryota; Metazoa; Chordata; Aves; Apodiformes; Apodidae
Gene: WDR90
Product: WD repeat domain 90
Exons: 40
Coding region: 1-4830 (1609 amino acids)
Cellular component (GO): centriole
Molecular function (GO): protein binding
Source: RefSeq, a predicted model, not a curated record
AUGAAGGAGAAAUUCUUCACUCCUGAGCAGUGGGGCCUGGUGGGAUCACCCCCUGUGGACACUCGCUGGACCUGCCUGGUGCUCGACCUCCCCUCCAUCCUCUCCCUCUACCUGGGCCGCUGCUACAGCCACCUGAAGGGUAUCAAGCUCUGCUCCAGCCUCCUGGUGAAGAACCUCUUCACCAGUGACCUGCUCUUCCACCCAGGUGUGACCUUCUCAGAGGCCAGGGAGGGUGACCUGGCCUGCCAUGGGCUGGCUCCCAUGCCACGGGAAAUGGCUUUCCCUGUGCCUAAGGGACAGAAGUGGCACGACCUCUAUGACUACAUCAGGUUCCCAUCCAAGGGAUCCAAGCUGCCAUACGACUCUAUCCAGAAGAGCUGUCCAGGUGGCCAAGUCCUGGAGGAGCCUGGUCACCAGCUGCCCCAGCUCACCAAAGCAGUCCGUGACCGACUGUCCCUGGUCCAGCAGAUAACCAGUCCCAAAGCUGGGCUCUUACCAGAUCCCAUCCUGAAGCUGAAGAUGAUUAUUGGCUUUGGAGGCUCCAGCACCAAAUGGGCCCUGUGGACUGCAGACAAUGACACUGUUGUCUAUCCCUGCCACGCUGUCAUAGUGACCCUGCAGAUCCAGACUGGGAAGCAGAGGUUCUUCAUGGGCCACACGGAGAAGGUGUCAGCACUGGCCUUCAGCAGCAGCAGCUCCCUGCUGGCCUCUGCCCAGGCUGGGCCCCUCAGCGUGGGGCGGCUCUGGGACUUCCCCACAGGCACCUGCCUCUCGGUGUUCAGGACCCACGUCUGCUCCCUCCUGUCCCUCAGCUUUUCCUACAGUGGCUCCAUCCUGUGUGGGGUGGGGAAGGACGGACACGGCAAAACGGUGGUGGUGGUGUGGAAUGUUGCUCAGGUGACCCGUGGUGGAGAGGUGGUCGUGCUGGCCAAAACACACACUGAUGUGGACAUCCAGGCCUUGAAAAUUGCUUUUUUUGAUGAUACCAGGAUGGGGUCGGGUGGCCGGGACAACGUGCGGCGGUGGCGGGUGAGGAGCGGGGCCCUGCGCUCCUGCCCCGUCCCCCUGGGCCACUAUCACUGCCUGGAACUCACCGACCUGGCCUUCGAGGAGGGACACACGGCCCAGCGGGAGCCCGAGGACCGCACGCUCUUUGUCUGCAGCAAGAGUGGCCACAUCCUGGAGGUGGACUACAAGAGGGUCUGCGUGAGGAGCGUGAGGAGGCUCCUGCCCUCACAGCCCCAGGAGAAGGCAGGCAGCAGCCCAGGCCCUGGGAUUGCUAUCAACAGCAUCAGCAUCUCCUCAACCUUCUGUGCCACGGGUUCAGAAGAUGGUUACCUGAGGCUGUGGCCACUGGACUUCUCAGCUGUUGUCUUAGAGGCAGAGCACCAGGCUCCAGUGAGUUGUGUCUGCAUCAGCCCAGACAGCCACAGGGUCCUGUGCACCACAGCUGCUGGGAACCUGGGCUACCUGGACAUCCAGGCCCAGCACUAUCACACCCUGAUGCGCUCCCACGGGGACUCCAUCCUGGCCUUCUCCCUGGAUGGGCUUUGGAAGCAGAUGGCAACCUUGUCUCAGGAUGGCACCAUCCGAGUCUGGAACCUGGUCUCCAUGCAGCAGCUCUAUGACUUCAGGGCUGCUGAGGAGGCUCCAUGUGCUGUGGCCUUUCACCCCAGCCAGCAGGUCCUGGCCUGUGGCUUUGACAGUGGGAUGGUGAGAACCUUCAGCUUGGCUGCCUCCCACCUGCUGCUGGAGCACCAGCAGCACCGAGCCCCCGUCGCCGGCCUGACCUUCUCUCCUGAUGGCAACUUCAUGUUCAGCUCCUGCCUGCAGGGAACCCUGGCUCUGUACAGCUGCAAGGCACAGGAGAGCCACGUCCUGAGGGUCUUGGGCAACGUGGUGGCCCGGGAUGCUGAGGGUGGUCCAGAUGCUCUGGUGGUCAGUGGGGACAGUCACCUCCUGGCCUUUGUGGGCCCCUCCAAGUACGUGGUGACCGUGAUGGAGGCCUGCUCUCUGGAUGAGCUGCUGAGGGUGGACAUCAGCAUCCUGGAAUUGAACAGCAUGGCCUUGGACUCUGCUGGGAGAGUCUGCUUUGCUCCAGUGCUUCGAGGAGAGCUCCUGGUGUCCACAUCUUCCAACAGAAUCCUUGUUCUUGACGUCAAAACGGGGCGGCUGAUACGGGAGGUGUCCCCCGUGCACAAGCUGUCCUGUUCUUCCUUGAUGCUGAGCAGGGAUGGCAGGUUCCUGCCGACUGCUGGUGACAAGGUCAUCAAGGUGUGGGACUAUCAGAUGCGCUUCCCUGUCAACUUCCAGGUGUACAUCGGGCACUCGGAGCCGGUGCGCCAGGUGGGCUUCACCCCUGACCAGCAGCAGGUCCUCAGUGUUGGAGAUGCCAUCUUCCUCUGGGACUUCCUGGCUCUGCCUGAGGAGGAGCCAACCUCAGCCAGGCCUUGUUCCUCUGAGUCUUCUCUGCUCCUGGGAGUCAGUGACUUGGUCUCCUCCAGUGUUUUCUCCACGUCAGACCAAGAGGAGGAAGCAGAUCUGGCAGGCAGCAGGGGGCUGGUGGCAAACGGGGACAAAGAUGCCUCAGUCCUUGUGAUGGAGCCAGUCAGGAACGAGGAGCUGGUUGGCGUGAGGCCCCGAGGGAGGCAGGAGAGCUCCAGGUCUCCUGGAGGGUCAGCAAAUGAGCCCAGAAAGGAGACCAGAAGUCCCCUGUCCCAGUUCUCCAUCCGCCCAGAUUCCUACUGGCAUUUCACUCCUCGCUUCAAAGCUUCGGUGCUUCCCCAGAGUUUCUCUUCUCCUCCAGCUGGCAGGGAGCUCUUGAAGCUGAAAGCAGUGAUUGGCUACAAUGGGAAUGGCAGAGGGAAUAUGGUGUGGAACCCAGACACAGGUUUCUUUGCCUACACCUGUGGCUGCCUCAUUGUGGUGGUGGAUCUGCACUCGGGCUCACAGAGCCACUGGCUGGGCCACACUGAGGAGAUCUCCACCCUGGCUGUCAGCCACGAUGCCCAGAUUCUUGUCUCUGCCUCAGGGAAGAGGGAUGGAGAGUCCCACUGUCAGAUCUGCAUCUGGAGCAUCCAGGAUGGGGUUUGCUCAGCAAACCUCUGCCACCACAAGACACAAGUACAAGCCAUGGCAUUCUCCAGGGAUGACAGGUUCCUGGCUACCCUGGGGGACUACAGUGACCAAACCAUUGCUCUGUGGAGCACCUACACCUAUGAACUCCUGGCAUCCACGUGUCUCCUGUGGCCAGUGCACAACGUGGCUUUCAGUCCUCUUGCUCACAGAGAACUGGCCUGUGUGGGGAAGGGAUCAGUCAUGUUCUGGCUGCUGGAGCAGCAGGGAGCUGAUGUCAACCUCAAGGUUCAUCAGGUCCCUGCCCCAGGCAUUUUAGGAGCAGUGGAGAUGACCUCUCUCUGUUAUGGUGCUGAAGGUCUUCUGUACAGUGGGACCAACUCGGGGCAGAUCUGUGUGUGGGACACAGAGACCAACACCUGCUUCAUGACCUGGGAGGCCGACGAGGGCGAGAUCGGAGUCCUGCUGGGUGGGCACGACCGGCUGCUCAGCGGCAGCAACACCCGCCGCCUGCGGCUCUGGGCAGUGGGCACCAUGCAGGAGCUGAGGCUGGAGGGUCCCCGGGCCAGCUCAGUCCUGCUGGAAGAUGAGCUCACCCUGGAUGGGACCAUUGUCAGUGCAGCCUUUGAUGACUCCCUGGAGCUGGGAAUUGUGGGCACCACAGCAGGAACCCUGUGGUACAUCAACUGGGCAGAGAGCACCAGCAUCCGCCUCAUCAGCGGCCACAAGGACAAGGUGACCGAGGUGUCCUUCAGCCCCUGUGAGUCCCACUGUGCCACCUGCGGGGAGGACGGCAGCGUGCGGGUCUGGGCACUGGGCACGGUGGAGCUGGUGGUGCAGUUUCAGGUGCUCAACCAGAGCUGCCAGUGCCUGGCCUGGAAGCCUCUGAUUCCAUGGGGAGCAGAGAAACAGCACGUGGUGGCAGGGUACAGUGAUGGCACCAUCCGUGUGUUCAGCAUCUCCAGGACUGAGAUGGAGCUGAAGAUGCAGCCCCAUGCCCUGGCCCUGACUGCCAUCACCUACUCCACUGAUGGAGAAAUGAUCUUGUCAGGGGGCAAGGAUGGGCUGGUGGCUGUCAGCAGCUCCCGCACUGGCAUCACUCUCCGUGUCCUCCAUGACCACAAGGGCUCCCCCAUCACUGUCCUCCAGUGCACUAGGAAGCAGCAGCAGGACUUUGGGGUGGCAGGAGGUGACCUCUGGCUGGCCUGCAGCUCCGACCGGCGGGUCAGCGUCUGGGCAGCUGACUGGCUGAAGGACACCUGUGAGCUCCUCGACUGGCUCAGCUUCCCAGCUCCUGCUGGCCCUGAGGAUCUCAGCAGCCUCCCACCCAGCCUGGCUGCCUUCUGCCCUUGGGAUCCCAGCACCCUGGUCUACGUGGGCUUUGGGGUGCAGAAGGAAGCCUUGUUUUACAGUCUGCACCAGAAACAGGUCGUGGAGAAGAUUUCCCUGCCCUUCUUUGCCACCUCCCUCAGCCUGUCCCCUGCAGCACCUUUCAUGGCUCUGGGUUUUGGUGCCCAGGUGGAGAAGACAUCCCUGAUCAUGGCUCUGGUGGGUGAGGAGUUCCCUGAGGAGGUGAGCGUGCCUCCUCGUGCAGAGGAGAUCACCAUCCCAGCUGAUGUCACCCCUGAGAAGGUCCCCACACACAUCGUGGACUACUCAGAGUCAGAGCAGACAGAGGUUGAGCUGCAGGAGGAGAUUGCCAAGGGCUGUGACCCAGAGGAGAUGGUCUUGGAGCUGGAGCCCCUGGGAGGGUGA